Molecule: messenger RNA, 4811 nt
Organism: Amblyraja radiata (thorny skate)
Lineage: Eukaryota; Metazoa; Chordata; Chondrichthyes; Rajiformes; Rajidae
Gene: atad3
Product: ATPase family AAA domain containing 3
Exons: 16
Coding region: 38-1840 (600 amino acids)
Biological process (GO): mitochondrion organization
Cellular component (GO): mitochondrion
Molecular function (GO): ATP hydrolysis activity; zinc ion binding; ATP binding
Source: RefSeq, a predicted model, not a curated record
CACCGCGCGCGUGUGGAGCAACCGCCGCCCGCCCGCCAUGUCCUGGAUCUUCGGCUUGAACAAGGGCGGCCGGCCGGCUGCGGGCGAUGCUGCGGGACCUGGGCCUGGGCCGCCGGCUGUGCCCCCCCCGCCCGGGGCUGGUGGCGGUGACGGAGACCGGCACAAGGACAAGGACACGGACAAGUGGAGCAACUUUGACCCCACCGGCCUGGAGCGGGCGGCCAAGGCGGCCCGGGAGCUCGACUCGUCCCGCCAUGCCAAGGAUGCACUGGAUCUCUCUCGGUUACAAGAACAAAGUGUCCAUCUGGAGCAUCAGACCCGCAUCAAGGAAUAUGAAGCGGCAGUGGAGCAACUCCGGUCUGAUCAGAUCAAAAUCCAAGGAGAAGAGAAGCGGAAGACUCUGACUGAAGAAACCAGACAGCAUCAGGCACGAGCUCAGUACCAGGACAAACUAGCAAGGCAGCGAUACGAUGACCAACUCCGUCAGCAGCAACUGGUAAAUGAAGACAACUUGAAGAAACAAGAGGAAUCUGUCCAUAAACAAGAAUCUAUGCGGAGAGCUACAAUUGAGCAUGAGAUGGAUCUUCGGCACAAGAACGAGAUGCUGCGGAUUGAAGCUGAAGCCAAGGCCCGUGCUAAGGUGGAGCGAGAAAAUGCUGACCUCAUCAGAGAACAGAUCCGACUGAAAGCUGCUGAGCACCGUCAAACUGUUCUUGAUUCCAUCAAGACAGCCGGGGCAGUGUUCGGAGAAGGAUUCCGAGCCUUUGUUUCUGACUGGGACAAAGUAACAGCCACAGUGGCUGGGCUGACUUUGCUGGCAGUUGGUGUUUACUCAGCCAAGAAUGCUACAGGAGUGGCUGGCCGAUACAUCGAGGCUCGUCUGGGAAAACCAUCCCUGGUUCGGGACACUUCCCGCAUCACGUUAGUGGAAGCUAUGAAACAUCCAAUCAAGGUUGGUAAGCGUUUGAUGAGCAAGCCCCAGGAUGCGCUGGAGGGAGUGGUGCUGAGUCCAAAACUGGAAGAACGUGUUCGAGAUAUUGCUAUAGCAACCAGAAACACCAGGAGUAACAAGGGACUAUAUCGAAAUAUCCUCAUGUAUGGACCUCCUGGCACAGGGAAGACCCUUUUUGCCAAGAAACUAGCUGUACAUUCCGGCAUGGACUACGCUAUCAUGACUGGAGGUGACGUGGCCCCCAUGGGACGUGAAGGUGUCACAGCCAUGCACAAGGUCUUCGACUGGGCCUCCACCAGCCGGAGGGGGCUUUUGCUGUUUGUGGAUGAGGCGGAUGCAUUCCUUCGAAAGAGAGCUACAGAAAAAAUCAGUGAAGAUCUGAGAGCAACAUUAAAUGCAUUCCUCUACCGAACCGGGGAGCAAAGUAACAAGUUUAUGUUGGUGUUGGCAAGCAAUCAACCGGAACAGUUUGACUGGGCCAUCAAUGACCGUAUUGAUGAGAUUGUUAACUUUGGUCUACCUGGGCUGGAGGAGAGGGAGCGGCUGGUGAGGUUGUACUUUGACAAAUAUGUCCUGAAACCUGCCACAGAAGGAAAACAACGCCUGAAGGUGGCACAGUUUGAUUACGGCAAGAAAUGCUCUGAGAUUGCUUUGGUGACUGGAGGGAUGUCAGGCAGAGAGAUCUCCAAGCUCGGAGUGGCCUUGCAGGCUGCAGCGUACGCUUCAGAACACGGGGUCCUGACGGAGCCGAUGAUCGACGCCAGGGUGACUGAAGCAAUCCGCCAGCACCAGCAGAAAAUGGUGUGGCUGAAGAACGAGCGGCGAGAGAAGCCCGGCGUGGCGUCACGUGCCGUGCCUGCGGUGACGGAGGAGGGUACACCAGUGUGAGGGUCCAGCGCAGUGCGUACCCGGGCCAGGAACCCCUGAAUUCAAAUGCUGCGCACCAACGUAAAACGGUCCACUCGCCAAGGUGGUUCACCUCCCACCCACUGCCACACACGCCAGCAGCCUUGUACACAUCUCUGACCCAGGACCACAGUCGGCUGCUGGCCCUCGCUCGGCCUGCUCUUGCACAGAUGUUUGCAGCUGUUUAUCUGCUCACCCAGCGGGUCUCAGAGGAAAAUCUAACGGCAAUCCUGAUCUGUGGCAGUGACUGGAGUGCCUGUGUCCCGUGCGUGCCCACACAAUUCCCCAUCGCUGCUGGGUAUUCAACGUGGACACCUCUGGUCUGGGAGCAGGUUGUGGCUGUGAAUUCCACCACUGGAAGACGUUUUGCGUUGAUGUGAGUUGUAUUCCUGGAUUCCUCAUCCCAAGAAGCUGAUCUCUCUAAUCUACAGUUGAAUCAUCGAGCUCAAGAUCGGGUCCCGUUCGCUGCCUACCUCAGAUGCAUUUAUUUGAGUAACGUUCCAGUAACAAUUCAGCAGAUCAUGGGAUUCACAGCCCUUGUACAGUAACAUGUUGCUGCUGAACGGGGGGAAUGUGGUUUGGGACUGAACAGGUUAUUCAGCUGAGUUUUACUGUGAUGAGAAAAAUAAACUUAUUAUAAAAUAGUGAUUAAAUCUUAUAAAUAAUCGAGAGUGAGGACUUGUUCCAAUCAGAGUCGGACUCUGUGUCCUCUUGUCAAAUGUGAUGGCAUCUUGUGAUCUGUUGCCUGACACUGUCCACAGGGAUUAAAUAAUCCCAACUGGUAACUCCGCGACUCUGGAAUUCCUGGAGGUGACGUUAUUGGAUCAUAUUACCGGCUUGCUUUCCUUUAGCUGCCAUGUAAGAACACAUAGAACAUAGACGAGUACAACGCACGAACUGGUCCUCCAAUCACCAUUUCAGUGCCGACCAUGAUGCCAUGAUUAAAAUGCACAUUUGCCUGUUCAUGUUCAACAUUUCCCCAUUCCCAGCCGGUGUGUACUCCUGUCUAAAUGCCUCUUAAACACGGCGAUCACAUCUCCAGUUCCCCUGGUAACACAUUCUAGCCCCUGACUACUCUUUUAAUUUAAAUAAAACUUUCCUUGUAAAUCUCCUUUAAACUUCCCACUCUUGCUUUUAAAGCUACGCCCUUUAAACUUUCCCCCUCUGUCAUUUAAGCUGUGCCCCCCUUCAAACUUAAACCCUCCCCCCUCUCACUUUUAAACCUAUGCCCUUAAACUUUGCCCAUCUUCUUUUUAUAAAUAAAGAAAACUGAAAUCCGUCAAUCUAUCGCAUUUGUUUAAAUUAAACAUUUAAUUUAUCCCAUUUCAGUUUAGAAUCAUUUUAAAGAUGAUUUCUGGGUCUGAAGUUUGACUUUCAGAAAUGUAUUCACUCUGAUUUCGAAGGGUUAAAAUGCGAUAAUAUUUUAACCCAGCUACUGACGACAUUGGAUUAAAGCCAAUGUUUUAUAUUGAUGCAAAACUAUCUGUAAACAGUGGGGAAACCCCUCGUUCUGCUUUUCCUGGCACGCUUUCCUCCUGCACAGUGUCCCUCUGAAGUUGCUCACCUUACAGCAGCUAAAGAGGAGAUUCAUUGGUCUUUGAUUCUAAUGAGAAUAUAUUUAAUGUGAAACUGAUAGAAACUUGAAAGAAAAAUAUAAAAUUAUACACAGCAUAAAACACUGCCCAAUGUCUUCCCUGAUGAAAGAUUUGAGUCAGUCUUAACAACUUUUGAUUUCCAAUUUAAACAGUUGGAGGACCUCAAGUUUUCUACCCAAAGCCUGUAUUCAAGGGAAGGGGAGGGGAUUGAAAUGCUUGUUGUGUUCUGCACUUCCCAUGCAAUCAGCAAACAGAGGAGCUCGCUCUGGGGCGCUGAUACCAAUGGAUCAUGCCUGGGGUCCAGUUACAGCGGGUGGCAAGAGUUAGUUCUGAUGUACAACACUGUAGCAAUAGUUACAGCUUGAAGAGGGGUCUCCAUCACUCAUACCUUUUCUCCAGAGAUGCUGCCUGACCCGCUGAGUCACUCCAGCAUUCUGUGUCCAUCUUCAUGCUGAUGCAACGGUUUGUGGCAAGUCUAGUGGUUUCAUAGUCACACAGGACGGGUGCAGGCCCUUCGGCCCAGCUUACCCAUGCCGACCAAGGCGCCUUAUGCUACCCUAGUCCCACUUGACUGCAUUUGGCCAUUAUCCCUCUAACUUUUUCUAUCCUAAGGUUUCCUCUGUUUAAACCAAUGACGGCAUAUGACAUAGAUUCAAACAGCAUGGAAACAGGCCCUUCGGCCCACUUGUCCACACCGACCAACAUGCCCUGUCUAUACUAGUCCAAUCUGUGCAUUCGCCCCUUAUCCCUCUAACCUUUCCUAUCCUAAGGUUUCAUCCUUGUUUAAAACGAUGACUGCAUAUGGCAUUUUACCUUGAUGUUGAGCCUAGUAUAAAAUGGCUCAGGAUCUGGAUAAUUCUGUGUGGUUAUUUUCCCAUGAUUUUUUUUAAAUGGUAACGUUUCUCCUCCAGCAAGUGGUGUGGUCUGUAAAUUGAUCCACAUAGAUUAUCAGCGGAAAUCGCUUGCUUUCGAUGAUCCUGCAGUGUCCUUGCCUCUGUCCCGGGAAUGUGCAGACCUUCCUGGCGGCUGGUACUGAGCCUUUGUAGACUGGGCCCCCAUUGUAUGUGAGAGUAGUGGUGCAUUGAAUCAUGUUUGAGCACAUGGGUGCUGGGGUUUCUGGUCCGUUUCAGAUAUUUCCGAUGCUCUGUUAAUUGUUGAAGCAAUCCUGGUGAUUUCACAGUGGGGGGGGAAACCCCCCACAUUCUCUUUUGUAUAAGUUGGAACAGAAUCUGUCUUUCUUUGUUUUAAACAUCAUCACUAUAUUCCAACGUGGAAUGAUUUCAAUUUGCUACAUCCUUUUUUAUUGGAUUAAACAUGUAAAUCCUGUUCAUCUAAUAAACUGAGAUUAUGAUUUGUGA